GUCACGACAAACAAGUCAGAAACCUGACUACUUCAGGGGCCAGCAGCCCUUGCACAUAUAGUUUGCACUCGUGCUUUCUGCGUUUCAGUCAAAUUUGACGCGAGCCGGCCUUUAGCCAUGAAACUAUUCUAACUGACAUUCGAGCAUAAUUGCUAGGGCCUGAGGCUAGGUCUGAGGGCCUGAGGCCCGCCGGCAAAGGAAGCAAACAAGCAUGGAUUCCGCCCGGACCUCUACCGCCCGCUUGAAGGCGAUGCAGCCAAAGCAGAGUGGCACGUCUGGACUGGCUGCCGCGAAAUCAAAUGUUGUCCAGCAGGCAAAGCUUAUGGACUCGGCAGGCACGGCUUGGCACGCUGUCAAGUAUGGCAACCUUGAGAUGAUUACCCGCUUGUUUCCAAGCCAGUGCAACGUGUACAGCAAAGGUCCAGUGGGCGACAACGUCUUCCACAUUGCCAUGUUGCUCAACACGCCCUCCACACUGGCUAUUGCCAAGUACCUGGUCAAGCUGUAUGGGAAGACGCUCGUGAACACGCCUUACCAGGAGCGUAAGGCGGAGAGUGACUCGCCCGGGCAGUACGAGGGCGAGACAGCCCUCCACAUUGCCAUCGUCAACCACGACUUCGACAUGGUCAAGUUCCUGGUCCAGAACGGCGCCGACGUGCGCGCGCGCGCCUACGGCAGCUUCUUCCAGCCCGGCAGCGCCGUCUACUACGGCGAGUUCCCGCUGUCCUUCGCCGCCUGCACCGGGCAGAAGGACAUCGUGUCCUACCUCAAGCGACACGGCGCGCGCGUCAACCACGACCGAGACCAGUGGGGCAACACGGCGCUGCACAUGUGCGUGUCGCACGACCAGCCCGACAUGUACGACCACCUGGUGGAGUACUGCGGCGCCUCGGAGCACGUGCAGAACAACAGGAGCCAGACGCCUCUGCUGCUGGCCGCCUCGCUGGGCAAGGUGGGCAUGCUGCAGCACAUCUACAGCAAGCGCCGCCGCGUGGCGUGGGCGUACGGCCCCGUCACCAGCUACUCGCUGUCGCUGAGGGAGAUCGACACGGUGCAGAACCCAGGCGAGUACGUGCCCUCCGCCAUCGAGACCUCUGUGCGCAAGGGCCACCUGGAGGUGCUGGAGGACCCGCUGGUUCGCACGCUGCUGGCCACCAAGUGGAGCCGAUUCGGCCGCACCACCUUCCUGGUGCAGGUGCUGGCCUACCUGACCUACGUGCUGUCCCAGACCUUCCUGGUCUGGCUCAUCAGCGACACCAAGCUGUGGAACAGCAGCGAGCGGUUCGCCAUGGAGGUGAUCGGCGUCAUCCUGGGCGGCCUGUUCUUCCUGGUGGACGUGGUGGACUUCGCGCAGUGGGCCGCAGGCGUGUUCAGGAGGCGCAAGCUGAUGAAGGCGGCCUCCAAGUACCGGCCGCAGCUGUACCCCAUCCCGGGCGAGCGGCUGGAGACCAUGACCACCCAGAAGUCCAACUUCCUCACACGCCUCAUCGCCAGCAAUCGCCAGAACACGCAGCAGCAGCAGCAAAACACGCAGCAGCCCAUCGCGGAGGGCGCGGAGCUGCAGCAGCAGCUGCAGCUGGAGGCGGCGCAGCAGCAGCAGGCGAUGGAGCGUGGGGAGGUGGCGGCGGAGGGCGCCGCCGGGGCGCAGGGGCGGUGGCGGCGGCCUGCGGCCGCGUACAGCGCGCGCGCGCUUGCUGCCGCCGGUGGUGCGGGGUUGGCCAGCGUUGUGAUUGAGGAGGUGUUGGAUGAGGAGGCGGCGGGGGCGGGGGCGGUGGCGGGCGGGCUCACUGCCUCGGCGGCAGCGGCGUUGGAGGCGGCGGCGGAGGCAGCGCCCGCCGGCGGCGCGAUGAUCAGUAUGCAGCUGGCGUCUGCGCCGUACUCGGCGGCGGCGAGUGGCGGCGCCGGCAGCACGUGCAAGCCGGCGGCGGUUGGUGCGGGUGCGGCGGCCGCGCCGUACUCAGCCGCCGCGCUGCGGCCGGCGGCAGCGGGCGGGGGUGGUGGUGGCGACAGUGACGGCGAGUGGCACAGCACGGCGCUGUGUGGCGGCGCCGGCGCGGGUGCGGGGCCUGUCGCGGAGGGAACGGAGGGCCCGCAGCCCGGCGCACCGGCGGCUGGCGGCGACGUGUCGCCUUUCGCCACGGCGGUGGGCGCGGCGUCCGCUCCGCCGCCGCCACCGCCACCGCCGCCGCCCCGGCCGCCGGCGGCUGCGUACGGCAGCAUGGCAGCCAUGCAGCAGCUCUACUCGCAACUGGCGGCCAGUGGCGGCGCUGGCGGCGGCGCCGCCGCCGGCACGGCGGCCACAUUGGCGGCGCUGCAGCAGCAGGUGGCGGCGCUACAUCAUGUGCGGGCGGCGGCGGCGGGCGGCGGCGGCGCGACCUACAUGGGCGCAGGCGCACAGCAUGCGGGCGGCGCGCUGGGUGCGCUGUCUGCGAUGGGCGGCGGCGGCGGUGGUCUGAUGGAGCCGGUGGACUUUGUGUCGGUGGGGCUGGGGCCGGGGCCGCUGGGCAACAUGCCGGGCGGCCUCAUGGGCGGAGGCAAGAACGCCUUCGCGGCGGCGCAGCAGGCGCCCAAGGUCACGACCAUGCUGCGGGCGCCCGACGCGCACGCGCACGACGGCACCAACCGGGACGGCCAGCCACACGGCCGCACCUCCAACCCCAACCUCUCCGGUAUCAACCGCGCGCCCUCGCUGGGUGGCUCGGUGGGCGAGGGCGGCGAGAUCCGCAACCGCAUGCGCGGCGGCGGCGGCGACAACGUAAGCGGCGGCCUGCCGCGCGCCGCCACACGCCGCCAGACCACCAACAUUGCCUCGGCGGAGCCGGGGACGUACGACGGCGCGGGUGGCGGCGGCGGCGACACGGCGGCGGCGGCGGCGGAUGAGGAGCCGCAGCCGGACCGCACGCCCACCUGGCUGCGGCACGUGCAGACGCUGCUGCACGCCUACCGCGGCUACGUGAAGCGCAUGAUCCAGGACCCCAUCCAGUUCGUGCACGUGUUCCACCACUCCGCCACGCUGGUGCACUUUGUCAUCUGGGCCAGCACCUACGGCGGCGUGGGCGGCGGCGGCCCCGGCGGCGACAGCGUGCGGCUGCUGGAGUUUGACGACGUGGUGGUCAGCCUCAUGGCGCUCAGCGGCUGGGUGUCUAUGCUGUACUACUCGCGCGGCGUGCAGGCCGUGGGUCAGCUGGUGGUGCUGCUGGAGCGGUGCUGGUGGGAGGUGGUCAAGUUCGUGUGCCUCUACUUCAUCGCGAACAUCGGCUUCACGCUCGCCUUCUACACCUGCGCCAACGGCGCCACCUCCGCCAUCAUCGGUGACGCCGACCGCAUGACAGCCCUGGGCCUGUCCAUGUGGGACCCCAUGGGAAACAUCGGGUACGGCAUGAUCUCGAUGGUACGGUUUUUGUACGGCGAGGCGUCGUACGAGGGCAUUGCCGUAGUGCCCAACCACCGGGUUAAAACCGCCUUCGCGACCAUGUACUGGCUGCUGUACGUGGCGGUUGUACUGCUGCUGCUGGGCAACGUGAUGACGGCCAUGAUCAUGUACGUCUACUCCAACGGCUGGGCGGACGCGGAGAAGAAGUGGCGGCUGCGGUGGGCGCAGUACGUGUUGCGCGCCGAGGCUCGCAUGCCGGCGGCGCUGCAGCAGCGCACCCGGCUGGGCGAGGUGAGCUACGACCCGGUGCUGGGCACGCGCGUGUACAACCACGUGUUCGAGGUGGUGGAGGACGGCCGCGAGAAGGAGGAGGAGCGCGAUGCGCAGGUCAAGGCGCUGGAGGCGGCCAUCGACAAGAUCCGGUCGGGGGCUAAGCGGGAUGCGGCCAAGAGGGGUUAGAGGGGACUUGGUGCAGGAGGAGGAGAAGCAAAGGGAGGGGGAGGAGGAGGUGGUGGUGGGUAUGUGUGCGUUGGAUGGGAACGUCAGGCUGGGGGGUUGGCGCGACUCUACCGGUCUAGACCGGUAGUAAGGAGGUCACGCGCACGAAGAGCAGGGGUGGGUGACGUGGGUAUCUCGAUAUCAUUUGGACGGCUCGACGUGUGUCUCGCCGCAAAGGCGCGUGCAUUCGGCAAGUGACGCUGGGACUGGCCAGGAUCCGGCAAGCAAGAGGGACAGGCGGGGGCGCAGGAUAUUUGACGAGCAGGGAGGACCAAAGUUUGAGUGACAAUGAGACGAGCAGUCCGGAACAGACCGGCACAUCAUAGCCUUGAGGCGUGAGUGCCAACUACAGCACGAAUGGCUGACUUUUACCUCCGACAGCGUUAUGAAGAUGUGACCCGGGCAAUUGUGACCCGGGCGGACGCACCUGACCUAUGGGACCACUGACCAGUGAAAUGCGCGGCUGCGGUGCAGAGCCAGCCGCUGUGCUGCAUCAGUAAGCACUUGAAAUGGGCUGG
Chlamydomonas reinhardtii is the source of this 4389-nucleotide messenger RNA. RefSeq lists its product as uncharacterized. Gene Ontology annotation, cellular component: membrane. The record is from RefSeq and is a predicted model, not a curated record. The coding region runs from base 212 to 3832 and encodes 1206 amino acids. Gene Ontology annotation, molecular function: protein binding; monoatomic ion channel activity. The transcript is spliced from 15 exons. Gene Ontology annotation, biological process: calcium ion import across plasma membrane. Lineage: Eukaryota; Viridiplantae; Chlorophyta; Chlorophyceae; Chlamydomonadales; Chlamydomonadaceae.